AUGCGAGGUUUCGAUCGAUCGCUGAUAUCGGUUCAUGACUUAGUACUACUCUGUCACUCCCACUCGGGCGGCACUUCAAAAUCCAACAUCAAUUCUGGAAAGGUCUCGCAUCCCCCGAACUACAGCGAUGGAGUGGUCGUCGGUAUAUUUCUUUCGUGCUUACCGAUUCGCAUUCGUGAGACCCCAUGUACGUCACAAAACCACCAUCGGCAUGGCUGUCCACCUUGUAAUCCGGGCAGGUCGCGUCAAAAAGUUUCUCACUGUAUUCGAAGGCGCCCCAGAGGCAGCAGUGGUACCUCCCUCUCUGUGCGUUACUGACCCGAGAACGUCUACAAAUACUCACUUAUUCUCGCUGAAACCAGAGUCAACACGUCAUAGGCGAUGCGAUUUUCUGAACCACCGGUAUCACAACAGGCGCGAGACGAGCUUUGUGAAUUAGUUCGCCAGUUCUUACCCCUCAACGCGAGCGAAGGAGUAUUACCCCUUCGCGAAAUGAACCUCCGUCCGACGGACAAGGAAAGGUUAACGGACAGCGCCAACAACUCGACAGCCACACCACCGACACAGCUAGAGCCAAGCGUAAGAUGGGACAGCUUUUCA
Molecule: messenger RNA, 600 nt
Organism: Haemonchus placei
Lineage: Eukaryota; Metazoa; Nematoda; Chromadorea; Rhabditida; Trichostrongylidae
Source: the annotation of a GenBank genome assembly